GUCUUUGUCUCAUCUCUAACCUCCAAGAAUCAUGGCUUGGAAUCAAAAACUACUCCCUCACUAUUUACAUUUCCAUUUCCAUUUCCAAAACCAACUUUAAUCCAACAACCCACUUGUUUCCAAAAAGACUUGCUCUGUUUCCAUGGUAGACUUAACCUUCAAUUCUCCACUUGUCAACCACAAUUCUCAAGUUUUCAGUCCACAAAACACCAUAAAGUUUAGUGCUUUAAGUCACAAACUUCAACAAAUUCAGUCUUUUGACACUCAAAGAGCCUUCAACAUGUUUAGUAUUUACAGACCCAGAAGCCAAAACCACAAUAUUUUUUCUUUUGAACAUGGUAAAGCCUUAGCUUUCAGUGAUUACAAGCUCAGUAACUUGAAGCUAGGUCAUAUUAAUGCUGCACAGGGAAGGAAAUUCAGACCCAGAAAGGAAAGAAACAAUCUCUCAUCUGGGGAUAUGUUAAAAAUAAAAACUUUCAAUGGUUACAAGCUGGGAAGUGUAGAAUUGGGUUAUGGGGAAAAAAAGAGGAAUAGGCACUUUGUUUUGAUGGCAAAAUCAGUUUUGAAUGGGGAGAAUGUGGUGGAGAAAGAGGGAAAUGGGGGAGUGAGUAUGGAGACAAAUAAGUAUGAUGCAAUUGUUAUAGGGUCAGGAAUUGGGGGCUUGGUUGCAGCCACACAGCUGGCAGUUAAGGGAGCUAGGGUUUUGGUGUUGGAGAAGUAUGUGAUUCCUGGUGGAAGCUCUGGAUAUUACCAGAGAGAUGGGUAUACUUUUGAUGUUGGAUCUUCUGUGAUGUUUGGGUUCAGUGAUAAGGGCAAUCUGAAUUUGAUAACCCAAGCUCUGGCUGCGGUGGGUUGUGAGAUGGAGGUUAUACCUGAUCCAACUACAGUCCAUUUCCAUCUAUCCAAUGACCUUUCUGUACAAGUGCAUAGAGAAUACAGUGAAUUCAUUGCUGAGCUCACCAGUAAAUUUCCCCAUGAAAAGGAAGGAAUCCUUGCAUUCUAUGAUGAAUGUUGGAAGAUCUUCAAUGCCUUGAACUCAUUGGAACUAAAGUCACUUGAAGAGCCAAUCUACCUUUUUGGGCAGUUCUUUCAAAAGCCUCUGGAGUGCUUGACAUUAGCCUAUUAUUUGCCCCAAAAUACUGGAGAUAUUGCUCGGAAGUACAUAAAAGAUCCCCAGCUGUUGUCUUUCAUUGAUGCAGAGUGUUUUAUAGUGAGCACAGUUAACGCUUUGCAGACACCAAUGAUCAAUGCUAGCAUGGUUCUAUGUGACAGGCAUUUUGGUGGGAUUAACUACCCUGUUGGUGGUGUUGGUGGAAUCGCAAAGGCCUUAGCAAAUGGCCUAGUUGAUCAGGGCAGCGAAAUACUCUACAAGGCAAACGUAACUGGCAUUGUACUUGAGGACGGAAAGGCUGUAGGGGUGAGGCUAUCGGAUGGAAGGGAGUUUUUCGCCAAAACCAUAAUCUCCAAUGCUACUAGAUGGGAUACAUUUGGGAAGCUAUUGAAGGGAGAAAAACUUCCAAAAGAAGAAGAAAAUUUUCAGAAGGUUUAUGUCAAGGCUCCUUCUUUUCUUUCCAUUCACAUGGGUGUUAAAGCUGAGGUUCUGCCGCCGGAUACAGAUUGCCAUCAUUUUGUGCUUGAGGAUAGCUGGACAAGAUUAGAGGAGCCUUAUGGAAGUAUAUUUUUAAGCAUACCGACUGUUCUUGAUUCAUCACUAGCUCCUGAGGGGCGCCAUAUCCUUCACAUAUUUACAACUUCUUCCAUAGAAGACUGGCAGGGAAUGUCUCAAAAGGACUACAAUGCAAAGAAGGAACUUGUGGCAGAUGAAAUAAUUAGCAGAUUGGAGAAAAAACUGUUUCCUGGGCUUAAAAAGUCCAUUGUUUUUAAGGAGGUUGGGACACCAAAAACACACAGGCGGUACCUGGCUCGGGAUAAGGGUACCUAUGGACCAAUGCCUCGUGGAACUCCUAAGGGCUUAUUAGGAAUGCCAUUUAAUACGACUGGUAUAGACAAUCUUUACUGUGUUGGAGAUAGUUGCUUUCCAGGACAAGGUGUUAUAGCUGUCGCUUUUUCAGGAGUAAUGUGUGCUCACCGAGUUGCGGCAGAUAUUGGGCUUGAGAAGAAGGCCCCUGUAUUGGAUGCUGCUCUCCUUAAAUUACUUGGUUGGUUAAGGACAUUGGCUUGAGAUAUCCUAUGAGAAAUACAAUAAUGCUGGAUGAUUGUUACACUAGAGAAACAUUGCUUGCUUCCUUGAUACAGCUGUUAUCUACAGCAGGUUGAAGACAAAUAUAAUCUCUUUUGUUUUUCUUUGGGAGGUUUCCCUGCCAUUGAAGCUAAGGUAUCUCACAACUGUGGAUAUUAAGCAAUUUUGGCUCAUUAAAUCACAUCUUCUAUACUUGUAAGGCUGUAACUUAUUGUACAAGAACUUUGAGUGAUCUACAUGAUAUUCUAUGUAUUGUUUUUCUUGCUUAAUUUGGUACCUGAUACUCUAUAAAAUAUUUUUGGUCA
Molecule: messenger RNA, 2505 nt
Organism: Pistacia vera
Lineage: Eukaryota; Viridiplantae; Streptophyta; Magnoliopsida; Sapindales; Anacardiaceae
Product: prolycopene isomerase, chloroplastic-like
Exons: 13
Coding region: 143-2182 (679 amino acids)
Biological process (GO): carotenoid biosynthetic process
Molecular function (GO): oxidoreductase activity; carotenoid isomerase activity
Source: RefSeq, a predicted model, not a curated record